AUGGACAUUUCGGAGAAGCAACUAACGGUGGUCCUGGCCCUUCCGGCUGGGGGAGAGGCCGAGUCCUCGCAGCAGUUUAUUCACGACGAACACUCGUUGGGGUUCUGGCCGGCCAUGCGACGGCACUGGCCGGCGGUGGCGUGGGCGGCGUUUAUGAACUUGGCAACUAUCCUCAAAGGCAUUGAUGGUGGCAUUGUCAAAGGCCUGGUUGGUCUCGACGUCUUCAAGGAAACCUACGGCUACCAUUACCAGGGGCGGCCCAUUCUGGCGGCCCAGUGGCUCUCGGCAUUUAACUACGCCAAUCUGUUGGGGGCCAUCGUGGGGGCGCUCUGCUCGGGCAUUGCCUACGACCGCUUUGGUCCGCGGGUGAUGAUCGCCGGGUGUUCGUGCCUGUCCAUCGGCUUCAUCUUCGUGCAGUUCUUCAGCCACACGCCGGCCCAGCUGUUCGUGGGCGAGCUGAUCAAUGGCUGCGUCAUUGCGUUCUAUCCCAUCUGUGCGUCUGCCUACGUGGGGGAGGUGACCCCAGUGGCCCUCCGCGGCUUUGCUGCCACCAUGACCAACCUGGCCUUUUCCAUCGGCUCUCUGAUCGCAUCGGGCAUUCUGAAAGGCACUGCCGCGAUGGAUAGCACCCUGUCGUAUCAGAUCCCCAUUGCCACGCAGUGGGCUCUGCCAUGCAUCAUGCUGGCGCUCAUCUUCUUCUGUCCCGAUCCACCCUACUGGUUAUGUCGCAAAGGGCGUCACGACGCAGCACUGGUGUCGCUGCAACGUCUCGCCACUCCCGCCGUAGAUGUAUCCCGCCAGCUCGCCCAUAUCCAGGAGACCUUGCAUCUGGAGGACAGCUUCCACGACGGUCGACCCCCGUACCGGGAGUGUCUCCGCGGACCGAACCGCCGUCGCCUCAUCAUCUGUGUGAUGGUCUACAACAUGCAGGCGUUUGCGGGAAAUGUCUUCUUCAUCAACUAUGCCGUGCAUUUUAUGGAGCUGGCGGGGUUGGACUCGUCGCAUGCAUUCUCGAUGAACCUGGGGCUGACCGGAUUGGGACUGCUCGGGACGUGUCUCUCGUGGCUGCUGCUGCCGUACGUGGGUCGUCGGUCGAUGUAUCUCUUGGGCUGCUCGGUAUUGGCGGUGGUGCUUUGCCUCAUCGGAGUCUUAGACGUUGUCCCGCAGACUGCAAGAACGGUGUGGGGCCAAUGCGGGCUCAUGCUGGCAUGCACGUUGGUGUACGACCUCACGCUGGGCCCGAUUUGUUAUGUACUGUUGGCGGAGGUCUCCUCGGCGCGACUGCGGGGGUUGACCAUUGCGUUGGCGACGGUGAGCUGCUACAUCUGGUCGGUGGUCUUCGCGGUGGCGAUCCCGUACGCGAUGAACGAGGACGAGGGGAAUUGGCGGGGCAAACUCGGAUUUCUCUUCGCCGGGACGAGUGCGCUGUGCGCGGGCUAUUGUUUCUGGUGGUUGCCCGAAACCCAGGGGAGGACCUUUGAGGAGCUGGACGUGUUGUUUGAAAGGGGCAUCCCCAGUCGACAAUUCCGAAAUUGUGUGGUUGAAAUCGGUUGA
This is a messenger RNA of Aspergillus ibericus CBS 121593, 1554 nucleotides long. RefSeq names its product putative MFS alpha-glucoside transporter. The record is from RefSeq and is a predicted model, not a curated record. Bases 1 to 1554 code for a protein of 517 amino acids. Gene Ontology annotation, cellular component: membrane. The transcript is spliced from 3 exons. NCBI's taxonomy places the organism in Eukaryota, Fungi, Ascomycota, Eurotiomycetes, Eurotiales, Aspergillaceae. Gene Ontology annotation, biological process: carbohydrate transport; transmembrane transport. Gene Ontology annotation, molecular function: carbohydrate:proton symporter activity.